UCAUCUCCGGCCAGCAGCUCCACAAGGCGUCCCAGGGUUUGCGCUGAAAGGCAUCCUCACCUUUUCCCCUUAAAGGAGCGCGAGGAGUGCCGGGGGAAUCGGACAGAUGUGGAAAACACGUGGUUUACUGCUGGAACAAGGCUAAAGACGCGGGACUUUCUUUGGCUUUGAUUUUGUUGUGGGUGUGUGGUUGUGGCCAGAACAGCGGACUGGAAAGAAGACAUCAAUAACCUAACACUACAGACAGUGGUUUAUUUACAGCGCUACGCAAAAUAUUGCGAAUACGGGAAAUGUAACUUUCUCUCUCAUAACAUCCACAUUGUAUUAAAACAGUGCGCAUAUUACGGAACAAUGGGAUUCUAUGGGAUGUUCAAGAUGAACAUAUAACGGAGCGGUCUGUCCGCAACUCUCAUGUUUUGAAGUUGGAAAAUCUGAAUUUGUGUGCACUUUUAUUUUGCUGUUCUCCCAGGUCAGCAGAGUAUUCAAAUCUGCUCGUUUGGACUGAACUUUGAGAUGCGCAGAAAGUGACAUAGGGAAUCUCAUCUCUUCUACGCUCCUUACAGAUUUAUACAACGCCAUGAAAGACGAUUUUGCUGACGAGGAGGAAGUACAGUCUUUUGGAUACAAGAGGUUUGGCAUCCAGGAGGGUACGCAGUGCACCAAGUGUAAGAAUGAAUGGGCACUGAAGACCUCCAUAGCACUACUCUACGUGCUAUGUACUCUACUCACCAUUGCUGUGGCUGUCCUUGGGUAUAAAGUGGUCCAAAAGGUUGACAAUGUGUCUGAAGGUAUCGAAAGCUAUGGGGGGAAGAUCAAUGCUGUGGAAACGGACUUGAAAAAGCUAGAUGACCAGACUGGCGAGAAGUCGGAGAACACCACCACGGAGAUCCAGGCCUUUAAGAACAACAUCCGGGCUCUGCAGAGACAGCUGUCCGAGGUGGCUGAGAGGAGCAGCAGUAACCGGGCGGCCCUGGGUCGUCUGCAAGAUGCUGAUCAGGACAUGCAAGGUAGCCAAGCCUCCAUCCAGGUUCUGCUGGAUGCCAACACAGCCACGCUGAGGUACAUCAAUGGUACCCUGCAGGCCUACGGCGGCACCUUGGACGGUCUUCAGGGGGACACAGCUCGGCUGCAGACGGAGCUCCAGGAGCAGGUCCGGAAGCAGAGCCAAGCAUUGCUCAGCAUCAGCAAUCUCAACCUCACCCAGGCUCAACAGAGGGGACUGAUCUCAGCUUUGCAGAGGUCUGUGGACGACACCAGCCAGGCCAUCCAGAAAAUUCGCAAUGACUUCCAGAGCCUGGAACAGACGGCGAGGCAAACAAAGUCAGACACCGACUGGUUGCGGGAGAAGGUACAAAACCUCCAGGCGUUGGCCUCCAACGCAUCCGCCAUUGCCAAGUCUAACAACGAUAGCCUGGAGGACAUGGGAUCUCAGCUGGCGACGCUGUCCGGACAGCUCCAAAACACAUCCAGCCUCACGGAGAGCCACGACCAGACACUCAGGGAGAUUAUGGACCAACAGAGGGACCACGACAACCUUACCUCCUCGAAGUUUGAUCGACUGGAGAUACGACUGGAUGAGUCAGAGGGGAACAUCGACCGCGUGACAGGCAACAUCAGCUUUACCACCCAACUCCUGGGCACAAUUAACCUGGAACUCAAUGAGCUGCGUACCUGCACUGAGGUGGUGGGGCGCCAUUCUGAUUAUCUGACUGACCUGAACACCACGGUUUCAAAUGUGAGGUCAGACGCCACCACGCUGAGGUCACAGCAGGAUGACCUGGCAGCCCGUCUGGACAAGGAGGUCACCAGCCUCUCUAUAGUAAUGGAGGAGAUGAAGCUGGUAGACAGCAAGCACUCACAGCUUAUCACCAACUUCACCAUCCUAAAGGGUCCACCUGGCCCCCGAGGCCCCAGGGGAGAUAAAGGACCCCAGGGAGUGGCUGGUCAGCCCGGCCAGAAGGGCGAGAAAGGGGAAAAGGGUGGGCCUGGGGUGCAGGGUCUCCGUGGAGAGAAGGGGUCUCCAGGACCACCGGGAGUUCCAGGGUUCAAAGGUCCACCAGGCUCACGGGGCAGCCCAGGGUCAAAGGGCUCCAGAGGAUCAGGGGGCAGGGCUGGACCCCCGGGACCGAAAGGUGAGCCAGGCGCUGCUGGACUUCCUGGGAGAGACGGACAGCCCGGUCCUCAUGGGCCACAGGGUCUGCCUGGAGAGCCAGGAUUGAUUGGGCCGACUGGGGCACAGGGACCUAGGGGACCGGUCGGGCCUGUGGGGCCCCCAGGGCCACCUGGACUGCCAGGACUCCCUACCCGACCACAAGCAACAGAGCCUUUGGUCCCUUUCUCUCUUCACAGUGACUCCCCUGUUCCAACUGUGUGGGUCCGAGGUUGUGCUCAAGAGUGGGUUGGUUUUAAAGGAACAUGCUACUACUUCUCUAAAGAGACUCAGAACUUUGAUGACUCAAAGAAAUACUGCAAUGCCCAGAAUGCUUCAAUGGUGAUCAUCGAGACUAUGGAUGAACAGAAAUGGCUGCAGAAGCAGACCUCUGGAAAGGGCUUCUUCUGGAUAGGUCUGACAGACAAGGAGGAGGAAAAUGUCUGGCGCUGGUUAGACGGAACAGAACCUGCUUUUACGAAAUGGAAGCCGGGCCAGCCAGACAACUGGACUCACGGUCACGAGAGCGGAGAAGACUGCGCAGGCUUCAUCCACAUGGGAAUGUGGAAUGAUUUCUUCUGUGAAGAUCGCAUCAGCUACAUCUGCGAGACACCCAUGGAGAUAUCAAAAACACCAGGAUUAUAGCACCUGCUGGGAGAGAAGGGGGAAAAAAAUGCUUGAUUCAGAGGCGGUGUGGUGAGCAACAUUAGGCUCCACCCACAAGUGUCAAGAGCGCUACGACACGCUAUUCAUAGACAUGCUGUAUGGAGAGAGAAAUGGGACAAACUGCACAGGCCUGAAUCAGGACUAUGGCUGCAUUCACUGAUCUUUUCUCCAUUGGUGGACAGAUUCAGCUCUCUUCCAAAGUAAAUCCAGCCCACAACUUCAAGCCUUUACAUUCCAGAAACAUGACAAUCAAGAGUUGAAAAGAUCUAUAGUUUUUGUAUUUUUUUAUGACCAAAUUAAUUGACUCAUAUAGAAUUGUCUCAUUUAACUGUUUUUAAUGCUUUUCUUUAUUUUAUUUUUACAACUUAAGUCCAUUAAUAUCUGAUUAUCUGAAUGUAUAUUUUUAUAAUGCUUUUUUUGUCUGAUGCAGAUCUUUAUGCAGUUUUUUUUUGUAGAUCAUUAUUUUAGCAGUGCCAAUGGGGUUCCACAGUGCCUUUCUACAGUUGAAAGUUUACUUCCUUUAUAAUUAUUUGAGGUGCAAAAUGAUGCGCAAAAAAAGCUAAGAAAUGGCGCUGAUAUGCUAUCACCAGUCCUUUCUCAAACCUCAAGAACAGUCUAAAUAUAUAGAAAUAUGUUAUUGUACACAUGAAUCUGAAUAAAUGAAGUAUUUACACAUAA
Molecule: messenger RNA, 3493 nt
Organism: Esox lucius (northern pike)
Lineage: Eukaryota; Metazoa; Chordata; Actinopteri; Esociformes; Esocidae
Gene: colec12
Product: collectin sub-family member 12
Exons: 10
Coding region: 578-2794 (738 amino acids)
Source: RefSeq, a predicted model, not a curated record